AUGCCCAAACCAACUAUUCUCAUCGUUGGCACUACUGACACCAAGCUUGAUGAAAUCCUCUACCUUCGCCAGCAGAUCCUCGCCGAAGAUGCCUGCCAAACCAAAAUCUUCGAUGUAAGUGCCACACAGGGCAAGUCACCAGCCCUAGAAGAAAUUCCUCCGGACGAAAUCAUCUCGCCACUGCACGAGCACAGCGCUCUUAAGACUCUCCCUCGUGGAGAUUACAUUGACAAGACUAUCGAAAUAUGUGUACCAUUAGUCAAAGAUCUCGUUGAGAAGGCCAAAAUCUUCGGCAUCGUCUCGGCAGCCGGCAGCAGCGGCUCUUCGAUCGCAACUGCAUGUAUGCGCAAAGCAUGCCCAGUAGGAUUUCCAAAACUCAUGGUCUCGACCAUGGCCAGUGGAGACGUCAGGCAUUAUGUCGAACAAACAGACAUUACCAUGAUGUACAGCGUUGUUGAUAUCGCAGGGGUCAACACGAUCCUCAAGCGGAUUUUGUCGAAUGCUGCGUCCGCGAUUUCUGCGAUGACAGUAUCAUAUGCAAAAUCUGUGGUCGACGCUUCUCCAGCAGACACAAUAGGCAAGCGCAUCGCUAUCACAAUGUUCGGCAAUACAACCCCUUGUGUGGACCAGAUCCGGCGUAUUCUGACUUCAACGCCACACGACGUAUCCGAAUACGAGAUCUACGUCUUCCACGCCACCGGAUCCGGCGGGCGUGCGAUGGAGCGACUUAUCAGGGAAGGGCAGAUAGACGCGGUGAUAGAUCUAACCACGACCGAAAUCGCAGACGAACUCUAUGGUGGCGUGCUUACCGCUGGCCCGGACCGUCUUGAAGCUGCGGCCCAAAUGGGUAUCCCAAUGGUGGUCUCCGUUGGGGCUUGCGACAUGGUCAAUUUUGGGCCCAAAGACAGCGUGCCCGAGAAGUAUAAGGAUCGUCACCUGGUCGUCCACAACCCUGCCGUUACCCUCAUGCGUACAACAAAGGAGGAAAAUCGGGAGAUCGGAGACUGGAUCGCCUCGAAGCUGAAGACCCAUGCCUCCAAUCCCGCUUCGAUCAGGGUCCUCCUACCGGAAGGCGGUAUCAGCAUGCUCGAUGCUCCAAACCAGCCGUUCCGCGAUGCCGAAGCCGACAAAGCAUUGUUUGAAAGUGUCGAGGACGGACUCGAGGGUUCUCAGAUUGAGAUCGAAAAACACCCACUGCAUAUCAACGACGAGAUCUUUGCGGGGCAUGUUGCUUCAGCUAUCCUGGAGGUGAUGGGCAUAACGCCGAGAAAAUACAGGUUGGCAAAUGCGAGGAGACGUAAAUGGUCCUUUGACCAUGGGCCGACGGUCAUGCUGGCGAGAAGACUCAGCCAGAUUGAGAUCCCCGAUGCAUAG
Molecule: messenger RNA, 1374 nt
Organism: Exophiala spinifera
Lineage: Eukaryota; Fungi; Ascomycota; Eurotiomycetes; Chaetothyriales; Herpotrichiellaceae
Exons: 1
Coding region: 1-1374 (457 amino acids)
Source: RefSeq, a predicted model, not a curated record